UUCCAUUCAAAAUGGCGUCUGUGGUUGCGCGUGCGGUGGACCGAAGCUCACCUCGGCUUCGAUGUAGCGCCGGCUAGUACCGACUAUCAGCGAUGGUUUCGGGUCACACCGAAUAUUUCCGUUUUCGCGAUAUGGACCAGAUAAUUAGUGAACGGUUUCAUUGAAAGAUUUCCGCACGUGUGUGUAUAUGGAUAUAAAAUGAUAUCCCGGUGUGGAAACAGAGAAAUAAACCGGUUUAAUCCUCGCAGUCGGAGAGAGGCGAAGCUAAUGUUUUAUAUUUGCACUUCCGGGUUCGGACCGUGAUGGAGAUGGACCGAGAGGACGGUACCGAGUUCGUCCUGUCUUUCGCCGUGGAUGUCAAUGAAAACCGAGCUGAAGGAUGUAAAACACACACACACCAACCUUUGGACCAGACUGGGUGUGUUCACAGGAACAGUGUGUUUAUUGCAGGUCCAAAAUAUACUGUGAACUCUGGAGAAAACCGGGUCACUUCUGAGGAGAUAAAUGGGUUUCCAGAACCUGAUGGUGUGAUUGAACUGAAUCUGGAACCAAAGGAUGGAGACUUGAAACCAGACACAUCUGGACACAUCAGGACCCCAGAUGGACAAACAGGAUGUUUUGGAGAAAUCAAUCCCGACUUGAAUCCAAACAGAACUCUUGAUUGUUCCGGUGCUCGCCUGACAGCGUCGGGACUCAUAAACUCGGUAAAUGGAGAAGAAGUGGAUUUUUGUGGAUUCCAUGCCAGCCCGGUCGUAAGUGAAGGAACAGCAGGUGUUGGGGGAAACAUUGGCAGUCUGAUCACAUCUGGAGAAACAUCAGAUACUAGAGGAACCCGCUCCAGCUGGUUUAUAUCUGGUGAAACAGUGAGCGUUCAUGGAAGCGACGGUCGUCCGACUGCAUCUGGACACGUAAACACAUCAGAUGUUUGGGAAUUCCAUGCCAAUACACUUGUGAUUGGAGAAUCCAGUGGCAAUCAGACCACAUCUGCAGAAACAUCAGGUGCUAGAGGAACCAACAUAAGCUGGGCUGUAACUGGAGAAGCAGCUAGCAUUGCUGAAACUAACGGCAAUCCGACUGCGUCUAGAACCACGUACACGUCAGAUGGAGGAGAUGAAGAUGUUUGGGAAUUUCAUGGUAAUCAGGCAACAUCUGGAGAAAUAAUGGCAACCCGAUUGACCCGUGUCAGCCCAGAUGCUUUAGUAGAAACAUCAGGCACCAGGGGAUCCAAUGCUGUAGCUCGAACAACAGUAAGUAUUAGAGGAACCGAUGCUAUUCCUACCACAUCUGGACCUCGUGCCAACAUGAGUACAUGUGAAGAAACGAUCAACAACUCGAGAACCUGUAUUCGCCUGAUUGUAGCUGGAGAAAUGAUGGAUAUUGGAGGAACCACUGGUGAUUUGACAGCGUCUGGGGAAAGAGAUGGAACCAGAUGUACCCAGGUCAGCUCGGUUGUUGAAGAAGAAACCUCACAGACUCGGGAAACCAACGCUAGCCCAAGGGUAGCUAAUGAAAUGGUGGAUAUUGGAGGAACCAGUGCUAGUUUGUCCACAUGUGGAGAAACAGCAGGUACAAGGAGAACCAGUGCCGGCCCAAUUGUUACAGCAGAAGACAUGUUAGGAACCUGCGAAAACAACACCAGUUUGAGUGUAGCUGGAGAAACAGUGAGUAUUGGAGGAAAUCAUGCCAAUCUAACCACAUCUGGAGAAACAGCAGAUACCAAGAGAACCAAUCCUGGCCCAUUUGUAGCUGGAAUUGUUGGCAGCCUGACCCCAUUAGAUGUCACAACAGCAGCUACUGUAACUGGAGAACCUGUGAGCAUGAGGGAAACUGGUGUGAGCCAAGUAGCAGCUGGACCCAUCGACACAGUGUCACUUGUGGACGGAGUGUUACCUCAGGAUCAGGUUUCUGGGAAUUCCCAGCUGGGAAAUGAUGCGACGAAAACCAAGUUUGCCAUCUGGGAAAAUCCAUACUGUCAAGUAAGUCCAAGGGUGUGUGUCGGGAAGCGUCCGAGUGCCUGCUGUACGGAAUUGGAGAUGAAAAUACCCAACGGAGACGUGAACUCUGGAGAAUUACAGAUGGACAAAAUUCAGUGUGAAGGAACCUUUACAAACGAAGCUCUCGACAAAGGUGUCAGGGUGGGAAAUUGCGGAUAUUUAGUUAUAAACCGGAGAACCAUGUCGGGAACCUCCUCCAUCCCCAUUUAUUCCCUCAGGGAACCUUGGAACGCCGCAGAACGGAAACAGGAAGUGAGGAGAAUCUCAGAUCUUGGACCAGAAACCAACCCAAAACUUUCUAUAGCUAACGUUAAUGAAGAAGCGAGCAACCAUGAGAUCGAAACUCGACCAGAGUACGAUGUGGACUUUCGCGACGGUGUCGGUGUGGCGAGACCGCGGACUCUGAGGACUAAUCCCGGGCAGGCGGUGUCACUCAGCUGUGACUCCACCCCCCUGAACGACGAUAACGCCGGUUAUUUCGUAGACGAUGGAGACAUGGACGUUAUUAUGAACAGCUUGGAGGUCGGCCGUCGACAGAGUGCUCCUGAUAAACUUCAGGGGGGCGUCGAUCCUGAACCAUCAGCCGAGCGGACGGCGAACAAGAGGCACGGUUUCGCCGAUUUCCUAACGAGAAGUCUGUUCUCCUGGAAGCCCAGAGAGACGAAGGCCACGGCACCUGCUUCAGGAUGGAGGUUAUUCGGGAAAAUUUCUCCCAAGGAAAACGACACAAAAGACUCCAGAAUCCCACAGCAGCCUGAGCGAGCAAGACGUAAGAAUCUGGAGUUUGAGCCUCUGUCCACCUCGGGUCUCAUUCUGGAGGACAGACCCGCGAACCUGCCCGCGAAAUCCGAGGAAGAAGCUCAGAGACACAGACAGCAGUACAGCGAGAUGAUGGCAGGAGCGAAGAGGAGGGAGCUGAAGGAGGCUCAGCGUAAGAAGAAGCAGAUGAAGGAGAGACACCGGCAGGAGGAGAGCAUCGCUCGUGCUCUGGUCGUCUGGAACACGGAGAUCCUGCCCAACUGGGAGAACAUGAGGAACACGCGGCGUGUGCGGGAGUUGUGGUGGCAGGGUCUCCCACCGAGCAUCCGCGGAAAAAUCUGGAGCCUCGCCAUCGGAAACGAGCUCAACAUCACGCCCGAACUGUACGAAAUCUUCCUGUCUCGCGCUAAAGAGAAGUGGCGCAGUUUCGACGAGACGGGAUCGCUCAGUGAGAGCGAAGACUGUGGGGUCGAUAAGGAGUCGAGUUUGGACCUGAUUAAGCUGGACAUUUUCAGGACUUUCCCUUCGCUCUAUAUAUUCCAGAAGGGUGGACCAUAUCAUGAUGUUUUGCACAAUGUCCUGGGGGCUUACACGUGCUACAGACCUGAUGUAGGAUAUGUGCAGGGAAUGUCCUUCAUAGCUGCUGUUCUUAUUCUGAACCACGAAGAAGCUGACGCCUUUAUUGCCUUUGCUAACCUCCUCAACAAACCAUGUCAAAUAGCCUUCUUCAGGGUGGACCACGACCUGAUGCUGAAGUAUUUUGCUGCGUUUGAGGUUUUCUUCGAGGAGAAUCUACCCAAAUUAUUCCAGCACUUUCAGAGCAACAGUCUGACUCCAGACUUUUACCUCAUAGACUGGAUCUUCACGCUGUACAGUAAGCCGUUGCCGCUGGACGUGGCGUGUCGCGUGUGGGAUUUGUUUUGCCGUGACGGCGAGGAAGCUCUGUUCCGCACGGCGUUGGGAAUCCUGCGCCUUUAUCAGGACGUCCUGCUGCAGAUGGACUUCAUCCACAGCGCCCAGUUCCUGUCUCGCCUCCCGCAGAACACCCCGGCACACACACUCUUCACCUGCAUCGCGAACACACACAUGCUCAGCAACAAUCGCCGCUGGAAUCAGGUGUUUUCAGCUCUGAUGAAAGACGGCCCUAAAGAGGCUGAUAAAACAGGAAGUCCUGCCUUAAGAAGUUAACGGCCCACGUCCUGUGAAGCGUGAGAUAUUGGGAAUAUUGAAAGGGAUCGUCGUGUACAGUGUUAUCGUGUCGGGCUGCAGCGACUCGAGGAAGAUUUCGGGGAGGAAGAUUUCUGCAGCGGAUUCGGCUCACGCAGAGAAGACGUGUGUGUGUGUGUGUGUGUGUGUGUGUGUGUGUGUGUGUGUGUGUGUGUGAAGUUAUCAUGCCAUGUGCCAAAUGUUUGUGACUGUAAAGCAAAUACACACACACAAGCCCAAUACACACUAACACAAGUGUACGGCCGUGCGAUUACGAUGAACAGUCCCUGAGUCGUCGAGGGCGGAGCUUAUUGUAAUCGUAAAUUCAGUCAAACUAUUACUAAUCUGAUUGUAUGAUCUCAACUCUACAUGCUGUUUUUUUUAUUUAUUUAUUUUAUUUUAAAGACUAAAUACUUGUAAAUAGACAGUAUAGUAGCUUAGCGAAUUUACCCGCGCUAGCUAGCUUCCUACACGCAAUACCCAGUUAGCCUAGCUGACGUUAAGAAUACCUCAGUGGCUAGCAGUAGCUAUCCGAGUAAGUUUGGGAGCAAGCUAGCUAACGUUAAGUAGCUGCUGUUGUGAUGUGAUGUGAUGUGAUGUGAUGUCAUCAAGUUAACUUAAGCUCCGCCCUCCUUGACGCAGGAACUCUUGUUAAAUGGCAAAAACAUCACGUUACGCUAGACACGUACUUGAAGACAAGCGACAAAAACGACACUUUACUCCGACACGAUGUUUCCGGAUUCUAACACGUGAACGAAGGCGCGCGGUCUCGCCAAAAAACAAACGGCCCAUUUUAAAACCGUUUUUUUUUUAUAUUAAGAACACCAAGCGACUGGGUUUAAAAACAAAAUACGUAAAAAAAAAUAAAAAUAAAAAAAUUCACAGCUGUGAGCAAUGACCAAACAUACGUACGUAAACCUGUUUAUCGUCAACGUUGUUUUUUUUUUGUUUUAUUUUUCACUACCGUGAUUUAUUUAUUUAUUUUUUUGGUCCAACUUUCCUGAAGUGAAUUUCAUCCAGUUUUUAAAAAUGAGACUCUUCAAUUAACGAAAGAAAAAUGAGAUGAUGGAUCGAGGAGUAACCGGAUUAGAGCUAACAGCUGCGAAUCAGCUACUCGUUUCCAAACACUCGUAAAAACACUACACACACACACACACACACACACACACACACAUAUAUAUGAGCGCUUGCUCUAAAUGCAGUAGUGCUGAUCGUGGCCUUUAAACUCGGAGCUGAUCUGUGAGGCCGAUACACACAAGUGCAAUUCCUACACACACACACACACACACACACACACACACACACACACAGCAGCCAGCAGCCUAAGAGCUGAUACACACUAGUGCCAAACCUUAUAUGACUAACACGCACACACACACUCUGUCCUUUUUGAAACUCUUGUAUGUGCUUUUUAAAUCCUUUUUUUAUUGUUUUUUGGGUUGUUGUUGUUGUUGUUGUUGUUGUUGUUUUUUCAGAAGUCCAGAGAGACCAUGUUUAAAACGAUUUCUGUUCCUUUACACUUCUGAGCUCUGUUCUGAAAACUGACCCUUAAAGGUGCAGUUCACCCAAAAACUAAAAUUCUGUCAUCUGUUACUCCGCCUCGUAUCGUUCCAAAACCCUCAGACCUCCCUCCGUGCUCGGAACACAAACGGAGACGUUUUUAACCAAAGCCAGGAGAUUUCCGUCCCAGGAACCAAAACGUUCGUGAAGGCGUGGUCACCGCUGCGGAAGUGAAGGUAUUUUGUGAAUGAUGGAGUCAGACGGAUUACUUCUACCGUGACUUUAUGAACUUUCUGGAGGUUGAACGUUUUGGUUCCUGGACCGUAAACGGAGGGACGGAAACCUCCCGGGUUCCGUUAGAUGAGCGGAGGUCUGACGGGUUUGGAACAACAUGCGGGUGAGUAAAUGAUGACAGAAUUUUCAUUUGUGGGUGAACUAUCUACCUUUAAAGGUUCUUCAGUCGUCCCUCUGGGGAACCCUUAAAGAUUCUUAGGCAGGUCCCGGAUGGGUGCUUUAGGGAUGAAAAGUUCCAGACUUUAUAGCUAACGCAAGUCUGUAGGUCGUCUGGUAGAACCGUACAACAAAUCAUCUCCAGUUAGAACCUUUUUUUUUUCCUAAGUUAAGACCCCUUAGUUAUCCAGUGAACCCUUAAAAAUCAUUGGAGAACCCUUUGUUCUAAGAGAGUAGGUAUUAACUGGGUACGUGUGCAAUACAAAACCAAGUUAUUGCUCAUUAUUUUUUUUUCUUUUAAUAUCUAGAACCUUAACAAAGAAGUUCUUGGUGCUUAGUACACUCUUAGAACAAGGGUUCUUCAGUGGUUGGAUAAGUAAGCUUGGAAGAACCUUCUCUGAUUAGAAAAUAUAACGUGUAAAUAUAAAAAAAAAAACCGUAAGCUUCUCUAUUUCUAUAUUGAAAGGUUCUUCGAGGGUUCCUGGCCUUCAGAAACGUUUCUGCUGGUAGUCACUGUGCUGUUGGGUUCUAUGGAGGUUCCAAGUAGAGCCCUUUAGAUUGGUAAGAAACUGUUUCUGAGGUCUUUCUAAUAAGUACUACGAGUUCUUAAAAGGGUUCUACUUGGAACUUUCUCUGAUGGCGAAUCGGUUCUCGGGUUCCAUGUUGUUUAUUGGCUCAUUGGAUAAUGAGGAGGUCUUGACUUCUUGUAAGGGUUCUACUUUCUGAUCAGUUCUCAGUUGUAGGAUGGAUUUAAUAUUCUUUUGGGUUUCUUAGCUCUCUACAACGGUUCUGCUCGGAACCUUCUCCUAUACGGACGUUAAGGGACUCUUCUGUUGGCUAACCGAGGGUUCUACUUGAACCCUUUCUGAUAAACACCAAGUUGUAGGGCGCUUUGUAAGACAUAAUGGUUGUUAAGGGCUCUCUGUGGAGCCUUCAGGGUUCUGUAUUAUUUAAGGGCUCAUUUGAUAACCGAGUUCUAAAUACUUGUUCUGCUUUCUGAUAAACACUCAUUUGUAGGGUUCUGCAGUAUUUAAGGUUUCUUGUUGUAUGAUAAUUCUCUUGGCUUUCUAAAGGGGUUCAACCCAGAACUUUUCCUAAUUGGGAAACUGGUAUAGAGGUCUAUAUUAUUUACAAAGAACCCUUUUCUGAUAGACAAACACUCUGUUAUAGGGUUCUAAAUGUUUUAAAUAAACAAAACAAACCAGCGUAGCUAUAGACCUCGUCUUGCGAGCCAGACUUCUCGACCAUGUUUAAUAAAUAAACGUGUCUCAGACCCACCCACUUUCGGAGAAGGAAGCCGUUUGAUUGACACGGCAGGCGACCAAGCGCAGCCUUUUCCUCAACCCUGUGAGAUUUUGUUUGUUUGUUUGUUUACUCACCGCUAACUGCCUUUAAAAACUGUUUUCCAUGAACUUUUUUUGGUUCUUCCUCUGAAAUGUAAUAAAGUGUCGGAAAGCUGUGCACAGAGAACCAAUCAGAACGUAAAUCUCGACGAUCCUGAAUCUUGUGGCCAGAAAAGGGUACGAAAGAGAAAUCAGAUGCUCGCUGUAUCCUGUGGGCGGAGCCUCAGACGCGGAGACUUUAACCUUGGCUACGCGCGCUAGUUUAGUUAAGGGCUUUUUAGCUAAUGUUUUAUGGAUCUCAAGCUAGCUUUGACGAUUUACUUUGAGUUAGCGUUCCAGUUCCACUUCCCGAUCUUCAUGAUUAAACCGUGGUGUUCAUCUGAGAGGCGAGGAUGAUGAUGAUGCGAUGAUGUAAUCACCUGGUCCAUAUCAGCCAAUGGUGGGCUGACUUGACAAAAAAACAGGAAUAAUAAUAAUAAUAAUAAUAAUGUGUGGUCUCUCUGGACUUUCAUAUCAUGGAGUUUUUGUUAACGUGUGAGAAGCUUGGUGAUGCGAAAGUUUUCGCUCCCUUCCAUCAUGAAUGUUCUAGCAGGAAGAACCCAGUAAGCUGCUGCUCGCUGGAGCUCCAGAGCUGUAAACACGUCCAGACUUCCUGUUUCAGAGUUAUUUUAUAUAGUUUUUUAAGCACUAAAAGCGACUUUGAAGGCUGGAUCGAUGUUUUAUAUGAAAUCGUUUGACCAAAUAAUUUUCUUAAACUACCGCCUCGUGACGUCACGUAACGCGUUAAACAGUUCACGCGGAGCCGCUUUAACGCAUCAUCACCAUCACCUCCCGUACGGUCGGAAACAAGAAGGCGAUUCUUUUGAUCCAGAGCGUCGGUGUUUAAAGAAGUACGGUGUAUCGAGUACUAACUCGCUUUUUAUUUCCUUUUGAAAUUCAAGCUCAUUAUUGUACAGGUUUGGGUUUGUUUUUGUUUUUUUUUACAUGCUGUCAGUGUUGUAUAUAAACUGUGAAAUGAUUUCUCUAGAUUAGAAAUGUAAAUAUAAAUUAAUUACAUUCCCAAUACGCACGUGUCUGUCGUUUUUCUUUGACUCUUUUUUUUUCUUUCGUUUACAUAUUUACGGACGCAGAGGUGGAGAAAACAAACUAAAGUGCUCACGCAUCAUUCUUUCCACAUAAGAUAACUCACGACUUAAGGCUAACUGAUU
Ictalurus furcatus (blue catfish) is the source of this 8460-nucleotide messenger RNA. RefSeq names its product TBC1 domain family, member 12a (gene tbc1d12a). Lineage: Eukaryota; Metazoa; Chordata; Actinopteri; Siluriformes; Ictaluridae. Bases 303 to 3941 code for a protein of 1212 amino acids. The record is from RefSeq and is a predicted model, not a curated record. The transcript is spliced from 13 exons.